This is a messenger RNA of Gryllus bimaculatus (two-spotted cricket), 3871 nucleotides long. The record is from the annotation of a GenBank genome assembly. NCBI's taxonomy places the organism in Eukaryota, Metazoa, Arthropoda, Insecta, Orthoptera, Gryllidae.
AAACAGGGUAAUGAUAAAUGAAAUAUACUCUCUGGAACCGGCCCUGGAGAUAAGGCCAAGGGGUGAAUGAGGAUGUGUUCUAUUGCAUAAGCGAUUAACGUGUACGUGUUUGAAAUACAAUGUCAUACAUUAAUUUUGAAAGUGCAAGGAUAAAAGAAGAACUGAGAAAUGAGAAGAGAAAAGCCAGAGAAGCUGUAUUAGAAAAGGCUGAGGCAGAUUACAAACGACGUAAGGAACGUGAACAGAGAGCUGCAGAGCGAGGCGAAGACAAAUGGAUGCUUCCUUCUUUGGAUGCUCAGUUGCAACCCGUUUCACAGAAGAAAAAGAAAAAGCACAAAAAAGAGAAGAAAAAGAAGAAAGACAAAAAACACAAGAGUAAGAAGAAACAUGAUAGUUCUGAUAGCAGUGACAGUAGUGGGGAAGAAGCUUGGGUAGAAAAAGGAGCAGAAACAUCUCAGCCAUCAGCAAACAGUGGACCAGCUCAGCGAGAUGAAUGGAUGACAUUACCUGCACUCUUCCCUUGUGUAAGUCGGGAUCAAAUCCGUGCCCAGAAGAGACAAGAAGCACCUCAGGAUGAAGAAACUUUGAAGAAGAAAUUUCUUCUUGACAAUCCUGGCCAGUCUGAGCGAGAGCUGAACCCAUUCUGGAAAGACGGUGGCAAAGGUCUUCCUCAAGUGGAAGAGCCUAUGCCUGACUCCUUGAGCCUUGCUGCAAAUUCAGCUGGUGAUCAUGGUCUGGCCUGGCUACGGAGGGCCAUGCGAAGAGUUCAGGAGCAAGCUAAGGAACAAGGCAGAUCGGAAGAAGCAGUAGCUGCAGAGCGAUGGGGGUCCUUGGAAAAACUCAGGAGUAUGUUGGCCGAAGCAGAGCGCCGCUGUCGCACUCGCCCCAGGGACAGGGGUCGAGGUCCACGUGGUGGGCGUGUGCAAGGAACGGCUCCAAAACCACGAGAGUAUGAAGAUUGGCGUGAUGACCCCACUGCAGGCGCUGCUGGUGAAUCUGCAGAGGCUCAGUCUGAAGCAGUGGGAGACAAGGCACGCUAUCGGUCAUGGCUUGGCUUGAAAGCUCCCUCUCCACCCAAGGAGCCAAGCUCUGAUGAAGAAGAUGAUUUUGACUAUGACAAACUUGAUGACCCACCUGUGGUGGAAGGGCCAGACAUUAGAGGUGUUGGUGAAAAAGACAAUGAAAAGGGUAAUGUUUCAGAGAAAGAUGCUUCGGAGGAUGACAAUGAUGGAGAAGCAAAUGGUAAAAUUCUGUUUAGAUCGUCUAAGAUUCGUAAAGAACAACCAUUGUUUAAUAAAUUGCGAUAUCAGACCAAAGAGAGACUAAAUGUUUUUGGUCAAAAAUAUUCUGAUAAGAAAGAAAAAGAUAAAGCAGAAGAUUCAGAUGAUGUUGAUGAUGACAAAUUAUUUGAAGAAUGGCGAAAUGAAAGAAGAACAAAAGAUGAUGAAAGCGAAGAUGAGACUGCCAUUAGAUCGGAGUCAGAUGUUGUGGAAAGUAAAAAAGAUGGCAAAAAUAUUGAAGAAAAGCAGAAAGUGAAACAAACUGAAGAGACAGGACGAGCAGACUCAAGAAAGAUUCACCCAGUAUCAAGUGAGGACUUGCGAGAAAGAUAUUUCCAAUCUCGAAAUAAAGGAGGACCGAUGAAGGAUAAUAUCGAGAAAGAAGGGAAGACCCAUGAUUAUAAGAUAAAAGACAAAGAAUAUGUAGAGAAAAAGAGAGGUGAUUGUUCACUUAAAGAAGAUAACUCAUUCGUUAUUAAUACAAAUAGUUCUUUAGCAAACAAAGAAAAGAACAAAAAUUUGAACAUUGAUCCAAAAGAUGGAAAGGAAAGCGAAGAUGAAAAGGAGGGGUAUCGAGAAUACAGAAACAGCAGAAGAGAUGAUAGGAGGAGGGAUAGAGAGAAGAUUGAUUAUUUGUCCAGAGAAAGAAGACAAGAUGAAGAUCGUAAAGAGAGAAGGCAAGAUGAGAGAGAUACAGGAAGGAUCGAAAAUGUAAAGGACAGAUACGCUGACUUAAGACACAUUCGAAGAAGUGAAAAUGAAAGUCAGCGUUCUCAAAGAGAAAGAGAUCGAGAAGAUUACAGAGAUUCUAAGUAUCGAAGAAGAGAAGAGCAAGAAGAGUCAAUGAAUAGAAGCAGUGCAGAGCGUCACACUGGUUCCAGGCGCACUGGAAUUCCUAAUUACAUACGUAAACAUGAUGCAUCACCUAAGCAUUAUGAGCGAGCUCCAACGAGAAAAUUGGAAGGUUUCCAGAAACCUGUAGAUGAUUUACACAUUUCAUCAAAAAGUAUGCGACAUGACAUUCUUGGUGAUGCAGGUACAUAUCGUGGUUCGUCUAGUGUGAAGAAUUGGAAAAAGAAAGAAUUUCAAAAAGCAGAAGAGAAAAGGGAGAUUGCGCAAAAUGAACCACCACCACCUCCUCCUUUGGCCGCGACUAAAGUGUUACCAACAAUUCAUCCAGCGCAAGUGAAAGAAAAAGAAGAGGAAAAACAACCAGAUUUGCAGAUGAGUGAUGCUGAAAUGAACGCAUUGGGUGCAAAAGUUUUGAAAGCAGAAAUUAUGGGAAAUCAUGUACUAGCAACGAAGUUGAAAGCACAGCUUCAACAAGCCCAGGCAUCCAGGAAACAGCGGAAAGAGGCUCCUGCUACGGCUGCUGCUGCUAAACCACAGGAAGAAGAAACUGUUAUUCUGACUCAUCGAGACUCCAAGGGUUUUGUACGACCCAUUGGAGGACCAUCGCAUCCUGAACCGUCGGGUGGAAGACGCCGGCCACAAAAAGUUGCCACCCAUGGUGCUGAUGGUCUUCGGGAACGUUUCUUCCCUGAUGAUGACAAGUACACUUUGGAAAAUAUGUUCCAAAAGGAAAAAAUGACUACAAUUGAAGAUGCAAAUGAGGAGUUUAGUCGUCUUGCAGCAAAAGGCUCAAGUCGUGCUGACAGUGAGUAUGACCUUGAUGAUGUAUUUGCUGAGAAAGCAUCACGUGAGAAGGCUCCAGGUAAAUUGCAGGUGUUGGAAAGAAACCGAGCUAUCCAGCAGCAUAAGCGAAUUGAACGAUCUCUGGAUUCUUGCACUCACUGCUUUGACAGCCCUAAAAUGUUGAAGCAUCUCAUGAUAGCUUUGGGUAGUAAGGUGUACUUGAGUUUACCUGCUCAUCAGUCUCUUACGGAAGGGCACUGCCUGAUAUCUCCCAUACACCAUGUGCCCUGUGCUACUCAGCUGGAUGAAGAUGUGUGGGAUGAGAUGUCAUCUUUUCGGAAAGCUUUGGUGGCUAUGUUUUUGGAACAAGAUCAAGAUUGUGUGUUUUUUGAAUCAGCCAUGCAUCUUCGGCGUUUCCCUCAUAUGGUACUAGAGUGUGUUCCUGUGCCUCGAGAGGUUGGGGAUACUGCUCCUAUAUACUUCAAGAAAGCAAUCAUGGAGAGUGAAGCAGAAUGGAGUAUGAACAAAAAGCUUGUUGAUUUGAAAGGGAAAGGAGUGCGUAGGGCUGUACCGAAGGGUUUACCCUAUUUUGCUGUUGAUUUUGGAAAUGAUGAUGGAUUUGCCCAUGUCAUAGAAGAUGAAAGGCUGUUUCCCGAGAAUUUUGCACAGGAAAUUAUCGGAGGCAUGAUGGAUCUUGAUCAUUCCCUAUGGCGCAAGCAGCGACGUGAAAAUUUUGACACUCAGCGAAAGAAAGUGAUCGAUUUUGCUGAAAUGUGGAAAAAACAUGAUAUUACAAAGAAAACAGAGGACAACUCCAGUUCAAGCAGUGAGAGUGAUAAGGAGUGAACUUAUUAAUGUAUGUAUAUAUGUACAAUAUAACUAAAUGUGUAUAUAUGUAAUUUUUGUGUAUUGUAAUGAUCACAGAAAGGUUAAAUAAUAUAUUUGUACAGAAUAUU